Molecule: messenger RNA, 1990 nt
Organism: Sardina pilchardus (European sardine)
Lineage: Eukaryota; Metazoa; Chordata; Actinopteri; Clupeiformes; Clupeidae
Gene: mcur1
Product: mitochondrial calcium uniporter regulator 1
Exons: 9
Coding region: 63-1142 (359 amino acids)
Biological process (GO): calcium import into the mitochondrion; positive regulation of mitochondrial calcium ion concentration
Cellular component (GO): mitochondrion; mitochondrial inner membrane
Source: RefSeq, a predicted model, not a curated record
GUUUUUGACAGAACGUGCACGGAAGUUGACUGUUGUGUGUAUUUUACACACAUAUCUGGGAAAUGAUCCUCCGGUGUCCUCAUAACGUGAUAAGUUCUUGUGGAAGUUUGAGCAGAUCUGCUCCGCAACUUUUUGAGUUUAGGAAAGGCUGUACACAGCGUGGAAGGACGGGACGUUCUUUCGUUGACUCUUCUGCUGCCCUAGGGCAAGACAGACUUGUCACCCCUGUCGUCGUUCAGCAACCUUUGGAAGUCCUUCGACGUUUAUAUCUCCGAUGGUUUCAAAAGCUUUCGUUGACUGCAGACUUAACACCGCCCUGGCGUAUAUCAUCUCGAGUCUGCAAGAUGUUAUGCCUCAGAGGGAAGCAAAAGAUGCACGUGGGUUAUAUAUUUGCUAACAGUACAUCACAAACCCCGAAGUUUCUAAACGUUGGGAAGGACCCGGUGCUUCUGAAACGCACCAAGUUGUUAGUCAGAGAGCUCAGCACAUCCAUGAAAUUUCUACAGUAUGACGUGAAAAAAACAGAUAUGGUGAAGUCUGGCAACAGGAAGCUGUUCUUUGACACCCAUGCCAUAGUGCGUCUCCUGGAAGGGAACGGAUUCAGCACUGAGCAGUCUGAAGCUAUUGUCUCAGUUAUGGUGAAGACAACCAAUGCCAACAUGGACACCGUGUAUGCAGACAUGGUAACCAAAACGCAGCAGGAAAUUAUGUUGCAGCGAGUGAUGUCUCACAUUGUCGCCGUGAAGAAGGACAUGAUCAUCCUGGAGAAGAGUGAAUUUUCUGCUCUGCUGGCAGAGAAUGAGAAAGUGAAAAUAGAGCUACUGCAGCUGAAGAUGCAACUAGCUGAUGUGAUGAACAAAGUCCGAUCUGACGCAAUCAUGGAUAUGAAUGCUGAGAAGAGCCGAAUGAAAGAGAUGAAAGCAGAGCAUGAAAAGAAGCUUCUGGAAGCACGGAAUGAAAUGAUGGAGAUGAACUCAGACAAUGAGAGGCAUGUCACACAGAUUAACAUGAAGAUUGAUACAGAAGUAGCUGGCCUGAAGACCCUGCUGGAAUCUCACAAACUGGACACCAUAAAAUACCUCGCAGGUUCUGUCUUCACCUGUCUCACUGUGGUUCUGGGAUUCUAUCGGAUAUGGAUGUAGAUCAGAACAUUAUGUACAACGAUGAACCACUGCACAGUCACAUCUGAAUGGACUCAGUUUAAGAUGGACUCUAAUGAGAAUGUGGACAAGAAUCGCACAAACUGUAGAAUCGCACAAACUGUUGUUGUUGUUUUUAAAAGAUGCUUUGUGAGGAUGGCGAGGCAUUUUAUCUAUUUGUCUGCUCUUGACUUUACAUACACACGUAAUGUUUUAGGGUUCCUUUACAAAUCAAUAGUACCAAAAGUAAAAUGAGCUUAGACUGACCACUUUUAACUGAAGUCAAUUUGAAUAUCUUCACUCAAUCUGAAGGGAACAUGGACAAAGGAAUCUUUUGGCCACUUGACACAAAUUGUUGUUUUAUAAGUCUUUUUAUAAUUAAGGAUGUAAUGGAAGAUUGUGCAUGGAACACGCCUUAGUAAUGCCAUACUAAUGUCCAAUACUGACACUGUCUUGGACAUAUUAAUGACCUGCAGGGAGAAUCACUGUAGGACCAAAUGUACAACUAUGCAUGAAGACCCUGUACUUUUGACAUUUUAGAUUUUAUGGUUGUUGUAAAUAUGACAAGGGGACUUCCUCAGGUGCCAACAAAAGAUUUACUUUAUUGAAUAUUUGUUGUAUUUCUAGACAUCCUGCAUUACACUAAGAUACUAAACAUUUUCGAACAGUCUUCUGAUACAUCUGUUAUGAAUGUUAAAGAGCUAAGAAUGUUAAUAUCUUGAUACGGUUUCAUGAAAAUACUUUUUUGCUGAAUGCUGAAAUUGUGACCAAGUGAUGGCUUCAAACUGUAUGACAGCAAAUGGACAAUUUGAUUUUCAUGGGAAAUAAAACUGUUACAUUUGGAUACAAAA